Molecule: messenger RNA, 2709 nt
Organism: Stylonychia lemnae
Lineage: Eukaryota; Ciliophora; Spirotrichea; Sporadotrichida; Oxytrichidae
Source: the annotation of a GenBank genome assembly
AUGAUAGUGCGUACAAAUUAUUAACAAGAAGAGGGCAAAAUAAUCAUCUAUGAUGAAAUACAAAACACAGAAACCCCUAAUAAAACAUAUGGUUCUGAGGAUGAUGAACCUUAGAGCUUCCAAGAUAGUGAAAGUGGCUCCUCAAGUCAUAGGGGGCUAGCUGAUCAAAGAUUUUAUGGUAGACAACCUAAUGUAUUGCCUUAAUAAUACUCAGUUUCAGAUAUUAGAGACUACAAAUUAGACACAAUACAAGAAGGAGGCUCAUCAAUAUCAAGUGGUCGUUCCUUGAACAACAGCAAGGGUAUUAAUUUUACCAAUGCUAAUCUUGAGGAUGUGAAUACUUCAAAUAUGAGUUCACAAAAAUGUAAAAUAUUAAAUUCAACACACGGAAGCCAUUGCAUUAAAAAAAUACUCAAGACAGAUACAGAUUACUAGGCUUACCAACAUCAAUUCAACAAUCAGAAAUUCUAUUUUCCACUUUAAGCUCAGAUAUAUUAUCAAACUCAAACAUCUAAUUGCUCCCCCAAAAAUGUUUAGAGUCCAAAUAAUGCUUCUUUCUAGCGAUAUGGUCAUAAUAGUUUCAUCUAUGAAGUGAAUUAGAUGAGAUUGUAGGAUACAAAUUUAACGGAUCUAUACAACCUAGGGAUUGCCGGAAACAUGAAUAUGAAGAGAAGCUUUGGGAACCCUAAAACUCCAAUAAAUCUACUUAACACCUAAUAGAUUAAAGAUCUUUCUAGCAAUAACAGUAACUAUAUGUUCAAUAGUGAUGAAAGACAAAUAAAAAACAAGGGGUGUUCUAGCUCUAGAUACAGAUAUGAUUCCAAGGAAGAUGACGAGGAAGAUGAGGAAUACUAGUUUUAAUUCUAGAUAAGACCCGAUGAUAGCAAUUCUAAUAAUGCAACAACCGAUUAAAUCUUACCAGGAAUGCCAAUUUAAUAUCUUGAAUAUCCUAUGAGCACCUCAAAUAAAAGUAGCAAUUAAACUGAGACUGAGAGAGAUAACUCGAUCCUUAGUUUUCCAGCAAAUACUGCUUAGAAACAUCAAUAUAUCUACCAUAAUAAUUCUGAAGUAGACUCGAGCAGAGUGGCUGAGGUUAGCAUUUCCAAAAACAUACUGAAUUAAAACUUCAAUCUUAACGGUCUUAAACAUUAAAAAAGUCAAAAAAAUCUAAUAGUUAAUCAAUAGCAAUAAGAUAGUGGAAUGAGCAAUGACCCAAACAUUGUCUUGCAGAGGCAUUCUAAUAAAAAUAGCAAUAAACAAAUUAACCCUAAUGUCAACACUAAUAAAAAUAAUAGAGUAUCCUCUGCAUUGACAGUAACAACAAUCCCAGAUGAUGAAUCUGCUUUGAUGGAUGAAAAGCCAAUCGUUAAUUUGAUUAACUAUUUCUCUAAGCAGGUUUCAGUAAAUAAAGAAAACAACAGCAAUAACUAUUAAUAGUUUUCAAAUCAAAAACAAAAGCUCUAGCUUCAUUAAUAAAGUUUUCAAAGAAGUCCUAAGAUUAUGAAAGCAUAAUAAAUGAGAGGAGAUAUCGAUGAAGAUCAGGUUUAUUCAAGUUUCAGUUUAAGUGAAGAUUAGAGUUUUGAAAUUAGAGAUAAAGAUACUAAUAAAGUGAUUAUGAGAGCAUCAAUUCAACAAACUUAGAGGCAUCUGAGAAAAAUAUCAUAAAUGCUAGAACACUAAAAAAGCUAGCAUGAGUUAUUUGAAAAGAAUAUUCAGAUUCAAUACUCUAGUUCAAGUGAUCAAGAAUUAGGAAGAGCUGGUAACAUUUCUAAGAACAUGAAUAGUCUUGAACAAGGAAAUACUGAUGAGAGUGAAGUACCACCUGACACUGAAAGAGAAAUGAUUGCUGGUCAAAGAAUUUCAGUUAUCAAAAGUAUCUUGCAAAAGAUGUUGUAUAUGUAAUCUAAUAAUCAAAGAAAUGAAUAGUAGAUCAUACAAACUUAGUGGGAUAGGGACGAGAUGCUAGCAUUAACAGAUAUUUUCAAGAAUAUUGUCAAAUCUGAAAUUGAAAACAAAUAAACUACUACAAAUGCAACAUUUAAUUCUCAAGACAAUACCUACCUAAAAGUAUCAUAACUUGAGCAAUAAAAUUUGAGGCUUGCUAAAGAAAACGAAGAACUUAAGAACAAGCUUAGAAAUAAAACUAAAAAGAGCAACAAGAAUAACAUGAUUAAUAUUAAUGACGAAAAUUAUUAUUAGUCUGACGAAGACGAAAAUAGUCACAUGAGCAGAAACGAGUCAAUAAAGUCUAAUACUCACUAAAUAAGUUCUGAUUAUCUAAUGAAAGAAAGAUUAUUUGAAAAUAGUCAAUCCUGCAAUAAAUGUGUCACGAAUAGAAACAGCAAGGUUUAGUGUACUUAAUGCUCUGAAAAAUACCAAACACAAAAACAGCCACUCUAACUAAAACCAUUAAAUUAGACUCAAUUAAAUUCUGCAAAGCUUACAAGAGCUACCAACACAAAUGCAAACAGUUCUAGAGGAAGCUUUAUCAACUAACAGAAUAGCGUUUCAGUUAAUUCAACUGCUAUUGAACUUAAUAAAAAAUUAAAUAGUUUGAAUAUAAGUGAAAAUCUAGGAUUGAAGAAAAAAGACCUUAAGCCAAAGGUCUAUAGUACUAAGCAUAGUUCAAGAAAGCCAAUCGGUCAUUAGACAAACUUUGGUACUAACUUAAAUACAACUUAGAAGGUUUCUUCUUUCUUGAAGUAAUGA